AUGCCUCUCACCAACGGAUCCGCCCCUGAACAGCAGACCUUCUCGCCGUCGCUGAGCCGUCAAGGAUCGCACCCUAUGCUGCCCCCUGCUCACUCCCGCUCGUCAACCCUCUCCAGUCCUGUGUUGGGUGAUAAUACUGGCGUGGGAGACGGCCCAGGGCCUCUGCGCCAUCCGCGCCCGAUGACCGCUGCUGACAUACACUUGGAGUUAGAGAAGGAACAAGAGGCUGUAGUCAACCGCCUUACCCGAGAGCUGAGCCUUCUACGGCAACAGACUGUUUCUGUGGCAUCAACCUCAUCUUCAGCAUCAGCCAACAUUCACGAACCUACUGAUGGCCAGCAUACAUCAGGUUUUUUCACUCCUGGCUCGCGAAAUCGCUCGUCGUCCACGCUGAGUUCACGAAGCUUUGCUGGUGGGUCCUCGUUGCCAAUCGGGAGCGUCGCUGGUAUUGCUCCUUCGCGGGACAGCACCGCUCCGCAACCGCCGCGACAAUCUAUGGAAUACCAUCGUCCAAGUCGUAGCCGUGAGCCGUCAAUUAUGUCUCGAGGCCCGUCUGGCACUACGUCGCCGGCGCUAUCGUCAUCCUUCCAACAGCCCGGGGAGCAUUUUCCCUUCCAGUCUCAUCGCCCGUCCCACGCUAUCCCUUCUCUGUCAAGCAACUCUGCCCAGGCCGCGUCAUUAAGCUUCAUAAAUAGCCACCAGCGCGAGCCUCCCUCGUCUGGAACGGCGACGCGCUACGAAGAGGUAACGGUUCACCGAGCCGAACUCGAUGCUGCACGACGAGAAAAUGAGCUUCUGCGACGUCGUAUUCGGGAACUUGAAACAACUCUUCGAGAGUAUCGGAGACCGGAAGUAGGUGGGGACUUUCGAAGCCCGGAAGCGACUUCAGAGCUCGAGUUUCGACCCAUGCCUGAUAGUUGA
Ophidiomyces ophidiicola is the source of this 921-nucleotide messenger RNA. RefSeq lists its product as uncharacterized. Bases 1 to 921 code for a protein of 306 amino acids. Lineage: Eukaryota; Fungi; Ascomycota; Eurotiomycetes; Onygenales; Onygenaceae. The record is from RefSeq and is a predicted model, not a curated record. The transcript has 3 exons.